GAAGUUGCACCUACAACAUCUCCUUCGAGCAGGCUAGCAUCCUCCCGGACACCACUGGCACAAUCAAGGAACUCGUCGCGUUCUGGUACAACUUUACAUAUAUCGAGAUUCCGCCGGCCCUGUCCUACAUCACGCGCAACGAUUCGGCCAUCACCUCGACGUCUGUGCAGUAUAACAUCCUCUGGGACAAGAGGACUCAGAUGAAUUGCACGGCCUCACCGAAGGACCCUGCAGUCUGCGCAGAGAAAGCCCAGACAGCAGUCUUGUCGCCAACCAGCGACCUGAGAUGCUUGUCUCACAACUCCACGAACGACCUCAUCCAGGAGCUGGAUGUUGUCCUCAGUUUCACCAUCGAGGGCCUCUAUCCAGGCGUGGAGUACUUCGUGGUGUGUGCCGGAUGGAUCCCUGGGCAGUUUUGGGUUCCUACUGUUGACAUCGAAGAUCAUUGGAGCACCCAGCAGACAUUCACAACCCUGGCAGACACUGAGACGGGCAUUACAUCCUUCCAACUCACCGUCUACGCAGUCUGCAGCGAUGGAAGUAUCAAGCAGAUCUACACGAGCGCGCUGCGCACGAGCGAGUUCGAGCUGGGCUACACAGCCCAAAUCGACCAUUGGAUUGCUGCCUGCCAGCCAGGCAUCUCGCUGCAGCUAUCGGAGAGUGUCGACUUCAUCUAUCAAGGCGACAUAGUGACGGCUAGCGCCAACGCAUAUGUGCAGUGGGACGCCGGGCCCAAUAUCACAGUGACGUAUACAAAGCCUGCAGACGCUACUGAGAGUGCCAUUGUCACUGCCUACCUCAAGUUUACCGUGCUGGCGCUGGCAUGGUGGGAGGAGCAGCUGUCUUCCAACAUGGCCGCCCACCAGGUAUUAGGGCAGAUCGUCGACAUCGGCUUCAGCUAUCCGCUGUUCUCCGCCAGCGAGGUACCCGGCUAUCCGGCCAACGCCGAUGUCUCGGCACCCUACAUGAUUCUGAGUGGGGGCAGCUCCCUGCCGCCACUGCACAACUCCACGGGCGUGGCGCUUCCCACGGGGUACGAAGAGCUGGUUUUGGACGUUGGUGCCAAGCUCAACUUCAACAUCAAGGCAGUUAGGUGGUAUAGUGAUGAUGGCCGUUACGCUGAUGUCAGCCAUAUCGUGCUGCUGAUGUUCAGAGGAAUGUCAGCAACUGUAACUGAUGUUGGCUUUGGCAUGGCACUGGUUCCAUCUGUCUACAAGAUGCUACACCUGCAUGCUUCUCCUGAAAAAUCGAAACGGGUGCCUGAUUUGUCGCCCAGUUCGCAGGUGUCGCAAACGACCUUUGACUGGAACGACGCAACCUGGCGCAGUCAGCAAGAUGACGAAUCCCCAGAAGAGCACCAUUAA
This is a messenger RNA of Symbiodinium sp. CCMP2456, 1364 nucleotides long. The record is from the annotation of a GenBank genome assembly. Lineage: Eukaryota; Dinophyceae; Suessiales; Symbiodiniaceae.